Xiphophorus hellerii (green swordtail) is the source of this 7215-nucleotide messenger RNA. RefSeq names its product poly(rC)-binding protein 3. The record is from RefSeq and is a predicted model, not a curated record. The coding region runs from base 4137 to 5417 and encodes 426 amino acids. The transcript has 13 exons. Lineage: Eukaryota; Metazoa; Chordata; Actinopteri; Cyprinodontiformes; Poeciliidae. Gene Ontology annotation, molecular function: RNA binding.
CAUCAAAAACCUUUUAAUGGUAGAGAUCUUCUAAACAAAACAAUAAAAACUUUUUUGGGACGUUCCUGACUGAUUUCUCUCGGAGAUCCCAGGCCAUGCCGCCCUGGGUGGUGAGCCACAUCACUGGUAUUAAAAUCUGUUCAUAUUUUGUAAAUAAUUUGUGUUUUUUCUUCUGGAAACUGAAAUAUGAAAAUAUCACCAGCUUAAAGUAAAACAAUUUGAGAUUACAUGUUGUGAAUUGGCACAUAGAAUCUCAUGGGGAUGCAUUUACAGUUGUAACCUGAAAAUGUUUAUGUUUUCAUGGCACUUGGCUUUAAUAAACUUUUACCAAACUGUGUUUAAGGUAGACAUUUAAGCUAAAAAACUACAAGUGGGAUUCAGAGAUACUGCAGGCUUUCUGAGCUUUUCUCAUAAGAGCAGAAUUACCUGUAAUUGAAGCCGCUCCGUUCUGUGAUCAUCUGUUCCUUUCUGUGAAUGAAUAUUACUAUAAGGCGGAAGAAGGAUGCUACUUGUAAAGUGGAUAUAAUGCGUUCCUAGAUAUGUGCUAGACAAGCCAUGAGGCCAUUAUUGUCUUGGUGAGACGCUCUGAAUGAUAAUUAAAUAUGCCACUUCUGCUUCACUGAUUCAUUUCCUUCACAGUUUCUGAGCUCAGAUGAACACAUUUUUCAGCGCAGAAUGGUUUUAUUGUAUCCAGUUUGGCCUCAUUACGAGGCCACAAGGGCUUGUUGUGGGGGGAGGGCAGAGGCCGAGUGGAGGGAGGGUGGUGGGGGGGCGCACCCCAUGAAGACAUUGUGCUUAACAUCACUAAAUACUUCAGACGCCACGUUGUUCUCCAUCAGUUAGGUUAUUUUUAAGCAGCCAGGAAUCUUUCUGAGAUCCUAAUGAGAGGCGCAGCCAUCCUGCAGGGUCAUAAAGACUCAUUGGUUAACAAGGCGUCUCUUCACUGUCUCUCUGAGAAUCCUUGAUCUUCUUGGGUUUUUCUCUGCUGCUGAUCACUGUCUGUGCUGGACGGCAUCCAGGCGGCGAGCCUCCUCACCCCUCGCCCUGCCCUGCCGCCGGGCCUCGUGGAUCUCCGGUCAGAGGAACGCCUCCUCGGUGGCUGUGACAGGGGGAAUUAGGCGAGAGAUGCGGGCCCACUUGCCCUGCCUGCGUAGGGGCUUAUCUCGGUCUAAGCUGAGGGACUAAUAGCAAAGCCUGCCUUCGCUCCAGCCGCUCUGAGGGCACAGGGAGCCAUCUGUCCACUCUGUGGAUCACUGAAAAACAAAGGGACCAAACACCGAACUCGGACUUCAAACUAAAAGGCCAUUCAUCCCAAAGAUACCAGAACCAAAGAAGACGAGUAGGAAUUUCUCCCACUCCAAGGUCAGUUUGGUCAAGAGCCGGCCCUGAUGGCUGCAGGUUGCUCAGAUGGCUGUUAAUGGUAAGGCUGAAGCUUAGCCAGAGAGAAACUUGAAGGUAUUGCUUCUGCACAUCUAAUGGGCGCCAGACAAAGCGAGGCUUUGUUUUAACGCGCUACCCCUGACUCCUAUUAGGCUGAGAUAUUUUCAGCUUCGGCUUGUUUUUCACUCCUCUCCUGGGUUUUUCUCUUAAACUCUUCACUUCAAACAGCCCAGGAUUGUUUGAAUUUAGACCUAAAGCCAAACUUCUGAUGUAUCUCCGUUGUUAUAACCUUCAUGCUGAGUUCUGUAUCGCCUCAUGAUAUGUGGAGGCUCACAAAACGCUAUAAAUAGUCGCCACUCCAGAUAGUCACGCUGUAAUCUCUCUCAUGCGUUGUUUGAACAUUUUUAAUGUGAUAAUUGUCACAUUUUAUUAAAUAUAAAGUGUGCUUUUGUUGAUCUGAAGACCCCUUUAAAACAAAGUGGAAUACAGUAUGUAAUAAAGCGUAACUCAUCACAAUUGUAUCACAUUGUUCAAAAUUAGACAUUCCUUGGUUUACCCUUAGAUUUUGAAUUCAUAGUCUAACAAAAUCCCUCCAGUAAUCCACUUAGACAUUGUUCCCCAUUUCCCUCCAGGAUUAAGGCCCUGUGUGUGUGGGUGUGUGGGUGUGUGUGUGUGAGUGUGUGUUUUAAUUGUCUGAGGCAUACUUCUGUCUGUCAGCAUUCACAGAGCAGAGUUUCCUCACAGGUGAUCUCUUUUUUUAUCGUGUAAACUCUUCAGUUGCCGUUGUGCAUCGGGGUUUUGUUCAGAAGUCUUGACUUGCUGGGGAUGACAGAAAUAGGUCAAAAGGGUCUUAGCAUUAACUAAACAAAUCUUGGGCCUGCAGGAUUAGAGCGAGACGCCGCUGUUUGUUUGAUGUAGUCAUUGUACCAAUACACAGAGACGGGAACGCUGUGGAUGUUUGCUGAAAGAUGUCCGUCUCUCUUUUAUUUUUUUUGUGUGUGUUUGAUCAGAUGGUUGAGAUUCGUGCAGCUUCAUCGGUUGGGAUUGUUUCAUUUCCUGAUCCCGUUAAUUUACUGCAUUAUUUGGGUCAGUUGAUCCUGACACAUUUCAUGAUGAUUAUCACUAACUGGAUUGUGCCGUUGGUGGUCUGACUGACUCAGUUUUCGGUUAUGUGUUAAAUAGUGAGGUUUCUCUAAGGUAGGAUUUAUGGAGGAGUUUGAAUUAGAAGCUGUAAAUUACACAACCAAGAAAAAGUAAACAGCAUCUAUUGAAAUACAUACAGCGGAAACCCGAAGUUUACAUACAACAAAUUAAAAGACACAGAGAUUUUUUUGUCUCUGUCUGUAAACCAGACCAAACUUCUCUUGUUUUAGGUCAGUUAGAAUCACCAAAUUUAUUUCUGUUUGCUAAAAGUGUAUGAUGAGAGAAUAAAUAUAUCAGAUUUAUUGAUUUAUAUCUUGGAAACCAGAAAUUUGCAUACAUUUCCUCUGUAUUUGGCCUUUGAAUUGCAUGACUUGGGUCAAACCUUUUGGUUUUCCUUUGUCAACCUUCUCAAUAGUUUGCUGCAGUUCUGGUUCCAGAUCUGGUGAAAGUGUGCAGGCUGCCUCAAUCACACACACUUUUUAAAUGUUCCCACAACUUCUCCAUAUUAUUAAGAUCAGAGUUUUAUGAUGGCCACACCAAACACUGACUUUGUUGUCCUUAAGUCACUUUGUAUCCACUUUAGCUUCUGAGGCUCAUUGUCCAUUUUCCAGACUAGUUUGUGCCAAAGCUUUUACUUCUUUGCAGGUUUCUUUAGAUGUUGCUUCAAUAUUUUCAUAAAAUGUUGUUUUCUCGUAAUGCCACCUAUUUUAUGAUGUGUAUGAGCAAAACUGCCCCGCAACAUUAUGCUGCCACUGCCAUACUUCACAGUUAGGAUUAUGAUCCAAGCUCCCAAUUUUUCCUCCAAAUGUAAUGAUGGUCAUUAUGACCAAACAGUUGCACAUCAGUUUCAUCGGACCAAACAAAACACGACUCCAGACAUAAAGAUCCUUGGUUGGAUUUCUAGUUGGAUCCUCUCAGACCAUUUUUCUUCAACAUCCCAACACAUAAAACAUAGAGCGCACCUUCCAUUUUCAUGGAAUGUAAGCAAAAAUGGAGUGGUGACAUAUUUGAGCAUUUGAAGGAUUUCUCUUUCGUCUUUGAUAAAACACCAUGAGUCAUUUCUCCCACUAGUCCUAGACUAGCAUGUUUGUUUUGGUUGCAUUUACCCAGAAUGCCCUGUUCUAUAGUCCACUUCCUACUUUUGGACCGGGCUCCGGUCCACUUGGCGUUCACAUAAGCAUUCAAACUGCAUCAGAGUUCAUUUCAACCGAGCCGAGACUGAGUUUUGUGGACAGACAGAGUUAGCUUCUUUGGUUUGCAUCAGAGUUUGAUUGGCAUUCACAUCUUCCCAAACGAACCAGACUUUCCAGACACAGCAACUAGAAUUCAAUGAAAGUGGACUAAACAGUGCUGAAUAUCUGACUUGACAAUAGCUUUCAGAUGUUUUGUUGUAUAUACAUUAAUUCCCUGCAGAAGAACGAUUCAGUGGAAGAUUUAAAAGCCAUGUAUUAAUAUACGGUUUAUGUCCAGGAUGGCAGAGCAACAUCAAAACAUGCUUUAACCGGAUUACCAGCAGUGAAGCCCCGCCCAUUACUCCAGUUCUGCUGGAUAUGUAAACCACACAUCCCUGAUUUUGUCUGAGUAUUCACCACAAAGAUCUGAAGUCACUGAGGAUGUCCGACAAGGAAGAGAUGACCUUGGACGGCGGCCUGAACGUCACGCUAACGCUGAGGCUGCUGAUGCAUGGAAAGGAAGUGGGCAGCAUCAUUGGAAAGAAAGGAGAAACAGUGAAGAAGAUGAGGGAAGAGAGCGGCGCUCGCAUCAACAUAUCAGAGGGUUCGUCUCCUGAGAGGAUAGUGACCAUCACUGGACCCACAGAGGGAAUCUUCAGGGCUUUCUCCAUGAUCGCACAGAAGUUUGAAGAGGAUAUCACCGCAGCCAUGACAAACAGCAACGUGACAAGCAAGCCACCUGUGACACUUCGUCUGGUUUUCCCAGGGAGCCAGUGUGGCUCGCUCAUCGGCAAGGGAGGCUCCAAGAUCAAAGAGAUCAGGGAGACCACAGGCGCUCAGGUUCAGGUGGCAGGAGACAUGCUGCCGGACUCCACAGAGAGGGCCGUCACAAUCUCCGGCACUCCACAGGCCAUCACUCAGUGUGUGAGGCACAUCUGCUCCGUCAUGCUGGAGUCUCCACCGAAAGGAGCAACUAUUCCUUACCGUCCCAAGGUCCUUCCUGCCGGAGCUCACGCUGUGUUGGCCCCGCAGCACUCUGCACAAGCGUUUGCAAUUCCAGGACAGUAUGCAUUUGCACAUCAAGAUUUGACCAAGCUUCACCAGUUGGCUAUGCAGCAUAUCCCCCUCCCUUCCCUUGGGCAGAGCAACCCUACCUUUCCUGGAUUGGAUGUUUCUGCACCCACGAGUACACAGGAGCUGGCAAUUCCUAAUGAUUUUAUUGGCUGCAUAAUUGGAAGACAAGGCAGCAAGAUCAAUGAGAUUCGCCAGGUCUCUGGAGCGCACAUCAAAAUUGCCAGCGCCACUGAUGGCUCAGCCAUGCGCCAAGUCACGAUCAGCGGCUCGCCGGCCAGCAUCGGCGUGGCCCAGUACCUCAUCAACGCCAGCUUAGAGAUGGCUAAAUACACCAUGCAGGUCGCGUCCUCUGCGACCCCCAUUGACCUCAACAUGAGCUUCUCUCAAACGGUCCCCACCGCCUCCAGCGCCGCCACCUCCAUGGCCGUCCUGGCCGCCUCCACCCCGACCCCCUCCACCCUGCCGGCCAUCCAGAGCCCCCACUACGCCCUGCCCGUUUCCAGCCUGCUGGGGAUGAAGACGCUCCCCGUCCUGACCGUCCAUCCGGCAGCAGCUUCCAGCCUAACUCAGGGUUUGACCCCGUAUACUGCAAAAAUGUCGACAUCUGGUGCAAAAAAAUCUGACCGGCAAAAGUUUUCUCCUUAUUGAUGCCGCCUCGUUAAAUCUACAGGGCCAGUCAGAAGUUUACAUACACUUUCUUUUUUUUUUUUUAAGAGUUGGGUUAUGCUUUCAGAUAUGUACACAAACCACAGCUGAUGUUUGGUUAAAUCCACCAACAACCUUCUGGGUUCAUUCAAUUGGCACAGAAACAUUUAAACUAAUGCGGUGAAUUGAUUAAAACAAAAUGUAAUCAGAUUAAUCACUUAUGCUUAACUUUGCAAACUUGAAACAUAAAUAUGCAGGAAUGUUGCCCAUCCUUCUGCCGCACCACAACCACUUAAAAUGCAAACAAUGAUCAGAUUUCUUUUGUUUUUGCAACAGAAAACAGGUAAUGUGGUCGUCCACUACUCAGCAGCAACUAAAGAAAAUUUACUCCACAACACGCAAACAAGUAGGAGCAACUUGUUCCUGAGACAAAGUCCAAUAUCUCUUGUACUACUGUGUGUAAUGUCAUUGCAUUACUGGGUGAACUUUUGUAAUGAGUCUCCUUUUCAAAUAAAUUAUUUAAAUCUACAGCAGCGUUGUUGGGCCACUAUAGAUAGAAAAAAAUGAAUGAAUUUACGCAAAACAUUUUAGAAACUUUACGAUGUCAAAUUUUUGGGGGGUAAAAUUUACUCUUUUUUUUUUAAAUUUUCUACAAAAAACUAAAAAAUUUUGACAAAAGAAAAUUUGAAUUUUUUUCUAGAAAUUUUCUGAGAUUAAUCUAAAAAAAGUUUGAAUUUCUUUCUAGCUAAUUUUUUGACUAUUAUAUAUCAAAAUGUUUGUUUUUUGUUGCUGAUUUCUGAAAUUAAUCUCAAAAUUACAGAUUUUUUGCAGAAACGACUUCAUUUUUUAUUUUUCUAUCUACAGUGGUUCUCAUACGCAGUCGUAUAAAUCAGAUUCAUGUCACCAUUAGUGUAUGUAAACUUCUGAGCAACCUUCUCCUCAGUACCUUCCUGAUAAGACUUUAUUAAAAGAUGGCAGAUAUUUUAAUAUUAACAUAUAGAUUUGAAAACACAGAUGCCCAUAGAUAUUUUCCAGGAGUUCCUUUUGUUUUCCAUAAAUCAGGAGGAUAUUAGAGUCAGACUGAAAUGACAGGAGUAUUAAACAAGUCUUCGUUAAUUAAAAGAGUCGACUGAGGUCUAUAAUAACAUCCUGAUGUCAUGUGAACAUGCAGAAUAAUUAAAGUGGAUAACUCAGGCUUUUAUUAGUAUCCCAGGGAAUAUAUAUAUAUAUUACAUUAUUAUGAGCUUUAAAGGAGCACUUACUCCUGGAGAAGGAAUUUCUGUAAAGUGUGUUUCUAUCUGUUUAACUUUAAAAAAAAUUAGAUUAGAGGUUAUCACCUAGGAUCAGACGGUGUGGUGCUUUGAAAGACUGUAAACUGGUUUGUUUGUACAGUGAUUGUUUGUGUUGUUUUUAAUGAAGAUUGGCCCCGUCCUGCGUGUCUUUGUUUCACGGUGGGCUCUCAUCAGCGCCAACAGGCUCGGGAGUCCUGUAGUCUCGUUGCACUGUGGCCGGCUCUGAUGGGAUUAUCGUAAAGCCACAGUGGAUUCACAGCUGACUUCUCUUCCCAGUAAUCCUGUGGAGCAGGAUUGGCCUGAAACGCGUUUGCUGGUUUGGUACGGCUUGUUGUGUGUUCUCCAGCGUGAAAACAAGGAGAACGCCUCAAAGAACUGAACUCACAUCAGUUGUUUUAAAUUAAUGUUUUAUUCAUCUUUCCGAUGCGGGCAUGCACUCCAGCAAUGGCGUAUUUGUAAGAUUUGUAAAUAAAAUGACUUGGAAAUAAAUGGAACUUUUUAUGAAUGCA